Filobasidium floriforme is the source of this 1646-nucleotide messenger RNA. RefSeq names its product enolase C-terminal domain-like protein. The transcript has 8 exons. Gene Ontology annotation, biological process: amino acid catabolic process. The coding region runs from base 96 to 1304 and encodes 402 amino acids. The record is from RefSeq and is a predicted model, not a curated record. NCBI's taxonomy places the organism in Eukaryota, Fungi, Basidiomycota, Tremellomycetes, Filobasidiales, Filobasidiaceae.
AUUACAAUAGCAGUUCGACUUUCCUGUACACGAAACCCCGCUCACAUCAACCCUCAGCACAAACCUGCAGUCGACAUCCGAGCAACUAACUAACUAUGAGCGAGAUCACCUCGAACGAACUCGUCAUCGAGCGCAACCCAGCAUCGCUGCCCAGCUGCUCGGACGACCUGAUCAAGAAGAUUGAAUACUUUACCGUCGAACCGCGAUGGGUGUUUGUCAGGGUGGAGAGUACGGGAGGACAUAUUGGGUGGGGUGAGGGUACUCUGGAAGGGCACUCUGAGCCCGUAGAAGGCGCUCUAGCCUCGCUCGCACGGCUGUUCAUCGGCUGGCCUACCGACAACAUCGCCGACAUCUGGGAACACGCCUACCGAAGUAGGUUCUACCGAGGAGGAGAGGUCGUCAUGAGCGCCAUCUCUGGAUUAGAUAUCGCCCUGUGGGAUCUCAAGGGCAAACGACUGGGCGUACCGGUCUGGUCGCUCCUCGGUGGCCUCGUCAGGGAAAAGGUCAAAGUCUACUGCUGGAUCGGUGGAGAACGUCCGGGGGAUAUCCUCGCCGAAGCUCAACAUCGCAAAGACAACGGUUUCCGAGCCGUCAAAAUGAACGCCACGGAAGACAUGCACUGGUUGGACAGCCCGCUCGCGCUAGACGGUGCUGUCGAGAGGUUGAAGACGGCUCAGAGCGUAGGGCUCGAUGUGGGAAUGGAUUUCCAUGGACGAGUCCAUCGACCCAUGGCCAAACAACUCGUGGCCCUCUUGGCGCCCCUCCGCCCCCUCUUCCUGGAAGAACCCCUCCUCGCGUCCCAUGUAUCGGAACUCGCCUCCCUGGCCAAGAUGUCUUCCGCACCCAUCGCCCUCGGAGAACGCUUGUACACGAGGAACGACUUCCGGCCGUAUUUCGAGCAGGGUGCUGUGGAUGUGAUCCAGCCUGAUGUGGCCCAUGCUGGUGGGAUCAGUGAGACGAUGAGGAUCGCUCGGAUGGGGGAGACAUAUGAUGUGGCGUUUUGCCCGCAUUGUCCCAAUGGACCGAUCUCCCUCUUCGCUAGUAUCGCCAUGGACGCCGCGCUCCCCAACUUCGGGAUCCAAGAAAUGUCCUGGGCCAUCCAUUACAACAAGGGCGCCGACUUGGGGACGUACCUCAAGAACCCCGAAGUCCUGGAAGUCAAGGACGGGUUCAUCAAGGUGCCCAUGAGCCCCGGACUCGGAAUCGAAAUCAACGAGGAGAUGGUCAGGGCGAACGCAAAGGACGCUAAGCAUUGGUCAAACUUGGUCUGGCGGGGAGAGGACGGAGGGCUGCGGGAGUGGUGAACGUGUCGUGCGAACUAUAAGCAUCUCCCGAUAAAUUCGCACACUUGUAGCGCCUGAAAACCAGCUCUUUAUCAAUUGGUUUGGACAUCACUCGCCGCGGCCUUGUCCAAAGAACAUUUGUAAAACAGUCACAUCUCGCGUUCUCGUUUAAUAGGGAGAAACAUAAGGGAUACAGGAUUCGGGUUAUAGAAACAAAGGUAUUUUUCGGGGUGGGGGGUCUUUACUGGGUCGUGGCGGAGUCAUCUAUCAGGUUCCGCAGAGGUGGUGGUCGUUCAGGUCGUAUGCGAUUCAAAUCGCAGAUUAGGAAAGGGAUGAAGAAAGGUUGUCUAGUGCGAGAUGUAC